This is a messenger RNA of Hydra vulgaris (swiftwater hydra), 1609 nucleotides long. RefSeq lists its product as uncharacterized. NCBI's taxonomy places the organism in Eukaryota, Metazoa, Cnidaria, Hydrozoa, Anthoathecata, Hydridae. The record is from RefSeq and is a predicted model, not a curated record.
AAAUUACAAAAAUUAUUAUUUUAAAAUGGAUUUGACUUUAUAGUUUACAGAGAGCCUCAAAUUAAUUGAUCUGCAAGCGUUUUAGGUUAAAACAAGCAUGAUAUUUUUUCAUAUCGCAAUAUCUCUCUCAUUGUUUGCGUCAGUCAAGAGUGCUUCUAUAGAUGUUUCUGCUGGCAAGAACAAUUUAAAAGAAGGAGACAAUGUUACUAUAACAACCCAAAUUACACUUUUACCAAAUGAUCAAAUAACUGUUAUAAAAUGGUUGUAUAAUUCUAGUAUAGACUUAGCAGUAGCAUUAACUGUAUCAUCUUUUGCAUUAUAUUCAAAUAGCAGAAUUCUUUUCGGUGAUAGAAUUUCAGCUGUUUACGAUUCAAGUACUGGCUAUAUAAUAAACUUGAAUAAUUUGCGAGCCAAUGAUUCUAUGACAUUAACAGUUAAACUUACAUAUCAAAAUGGUGAUACAUUUGGUGUUGUUAACAAAAGUUUAACUAUUGAUGUUAAAGCUGACCCAGUAAUUUUGAGUUUUCCUGACACAAUUUUUGUAAAUGAUGGUAACACACUGUUUGUAGAAUCAAUAUUAUAUGGUAGGCCAAAACCUAAUAGCAAUAUAGUGAAUGGAGACCAAACAUUUAGUGCCUAUAAUUUCAUUGACUUUUCUAACAAUAUAUAUAAAUAUUUUUACAAUUUGAGUACUUUUUAUGCCAACAGCUGUGGAAGUGUGUUGUUACUGAAUGUAUUUGGAAAUGGAAUAGCAAUUACGAGAAGUGCAACUGUUUUUGUUCAAUUUACACCAGGAAUCGUGAGUCUUUCAUCACCAGUGGUGCAGUUAGAGAACUUUUCCAUUUACUUGAACUGGAAUUCCAUUCCAUCUGGAACAUGUCCUGUUACGUAUAACAUAGAAUUUUUAAACAACACCUAUCAGAUAGUCAAUCAGUUUUAUGGAAUUAAUACAACAUCAGUUUCAAUAGCUAAUGAAGCUAAUGCAACUUUUUUUAAAAUAUACGCUGUUUAUAAUGGUACACCAGGGCAAGUACUCAUUCAACCCAUACCUCCUCCACAAUCAACUGUUACUACUAUUACGACAGCAACAGCAGUUAAAGCAACCAUUCCAUGUUCUAAGCCAGAAGGCGAUUUCAUUUUCAAAAAAGAAAAUGUUUUAACGACUAAGGUCUCGACAAUAGUUGGAAUAAGUGUCGGAGUUGGUAUAAUUUUUGUUGGAUUGUUAGUUGCAAGUUACUGUUUGGGUUAUUACAGGCAUAAGAAGCUGACGAAUAAAAAUAAAAAAGAAAUGAACGACAACAAUGGUUUAACCAGUUAUCAAGAACUUGCACAUUUGUCUAAAGGUAAUAUUGAUUACCAAAAGUUGAAUGCUGGUAAUAAAGUUAUCGAAAAUAAUAAAAGUUUUUCUAAUAUUGAUUAUCAGAACGUUACUGUUUCGGAACCAAACUAUAAUUAUGUCGACCCGAAAUUUAGCUGAAACGUUAUUUUUUUUUGGAUGCUGUUAAAACUCUUAAAGAAAAUGUGUAUUAAUUUUAGUUUAAGUUUAUAUAACUUGUAUUUUUAAAAUGAUAUUAACAGUUAAACAUGGAGCUAAAGAGUCCAAUAUGUA